GACGGACUGUGCGCGAACGUCUACGGAGCGCUGGCUUCGCCCUUACGCUAAAUUAGUGAAAAGUGUGCUAUUUGUUUGUUGAUAUUAACCUAAAAAUCGCUAGAAAUUCGUGAAAUGGAAGUGUCUGGGGCAGCUGGUCCAUCAAGACGUGCCCCGCGAGUGCUCCGUUGCCGAAAAAAACGGCUGUAACCUCAUUUUGGGCCAGUCCUACCCGCUAGCCCAGCAUGGUAAACAGCGGCACGUUCGAAUCAUCCCAUGGGCAAGAGGGCGACAAAAACGUCAUAGCCAGCUGCCUACAACCCCCUACCAUCACCACCGAAGGCGGUCCCUCAGACCCAGAGCAGUCUCCCGAAGACAAACUGCGCUGCAGCGUGCCCUUGGAGAAGCUAGAAGGCUACCAGCCCGAAGACCUCGCCAAGAGUAAGAACAGGAAGCUGCUGUGCCUCUACUGCGACAGAACCUUCGUCAGCCUCAAUUUGAGGCAGAAGCACGUGGAGCGCGCUCAUUCUUCCAAAAACUCGCGCCGCGUCAGCUCCCGGAAGCAAAACCAGCUGACAGCGACCCCUUGCGCCCACUGUGACAAACUCAACAAUACCGAGAACACCUUGAAAGAUCUCUUCCAGCAUCUCGUCCAGGAACACCCCGGGAAGUACUUCGGGUGCUUGCCCUGCGAGGACAGGUUCCUCACGCAGGCGCUGUUGGCCGACCACCAUGUCAACGUCCACAGAGCCGUUUUGCCCUCGGACAGCGUCAAAUCACCUGCCAAGACCACCUUGAAGGAAACGCCCCCUGAAGAGCUGUUUCAGGAGAAAGAGGUGGUCAUCAAGAUCACCAGGAGUCGGGUGAAGCCCAGGCAAGAAGAGGCGGCGGAAGAAGGUAAGAAGAAGCUGAAGAAGCUGAGUGUGAAGAGCUCGAGAAUAGCUCUGAAGAAGAGGGAGAGCAAGAGGUUGCAGGCUUUGGCGAAGAUUGCUGAUGGGGCAAAGAAGAGGAGAGCGAAGCCUGAGAGGAAGCAGCUUGGUGGUAGCAAGAUGGAGCAACAAAACAGUACAAAACCGGAGAAGGCUAAGGCUAGUGCUAGCGCUGGGAACCCUUACCCGGAGUUCGAUAAUUUUUAUCGCGUGAAAAAAAUCACAGACCAUUCCAUAGACAAUUUGAAGAUAAGCUCGCUGACUUUUGACGACGUGUUCGACAAAGCGUUCUUCAAUCGAAUCAAGUGCAAUAUAGAAGAAAACUUAUUACAUCAUAUUGAUGGCAAGCUAUUCAAGAACGAAGAGUCAGAAAGCCGGAUUUCGAAUUUUGAAAAAGUAUCCAAUUCCACACAGGAAAUCCAGAAUGCUAGCUCUGACAACUACGGCUGCGAGUUGUCUCUCAACGCAGUCACCCCAGUAGCCUCUCUAUCCCUUAACUCUCAGUACGGGGAAGAUUUCGAAUCUCAAAUUGAGUACGGUUCCAAACCUUCUAAGAAAAAAACCCAAACGAAAACCGACCAAGUGUUUCACUACAAGUACUUCACACGCAGAAAGUUCCAAGCGAGCAUCCUACAGCAAAAGGAGAACCGCGACCUCAGCAAGCUGGACAUGUGGACGCAGCUGGUGAUCAGAAAUCGCCAGCAAAAAAUCAUCGACGACAAGAAAACGCCCAAAGAGAUCCAGGAGUAUGCUUCUUGUGAUGAGUACAAGAGCAAACUGAAACGCGAGGAGCUGAACAGGAUUUUAGAUCGCAGAGGGCCUUUCGAAGAUCUCAAGGAGGAAGCUAGCAAAAAGGCGGCUCUGGACAAGCUCAACUCGGCGUCUGCGGACAGUAUCAGCCACGAGAGCUUCACCGAUAUCCGGGAAAUCCUCGAAGACAUUCUAGCUAGAGUUUUCGUUGCUACAGGCGAAGCAGACGCGGAGGAAAUAGAGGAGAAAGUGGAGGCUAAAAGGGAUGAGCGAGAGCUGCCGAGCUACCUCAAUCUGCGCAGGACCUCCACUUUGCCCAGCGAAGGGGAUAUUGAUAGGUCGGACAGGAUAGCGCUGAUUUGCUCCUCGCAGGAAACGGAGAACUACGAGCUGCCGACCAAUCAGGCUCGAAGGCAAAACGAACUCGUUGAGUUGUCUGGCGAAUGGGCACGUUGCAGGCUGUACGUUUGCGCGGCAUGCGGAGCCAGGCUGCCCAACAUGAAGUACCUGCUGGACCACAAGAGCUUGUACCACCAGAACGUGUGGGUGCAACACUACGAGUUUGUGGGUAACCAGAACGAGCUCUAUCGGCAUCUGAGCAUCCCCGCUCUGGGCAAGGUCGGCUUCAUCGAGGACACUUUCCAGGGCAAGUUGUGGCGGCGCAGCGAGGCGCGGACGUGCAGCAAAUGCGGGAAGCAGUGCAACUCCUUGGGGGAGUUGCACCGGCACAUCUUGGAGUGUGGCGGCGAUUGGUCGUGGAUGCUGGCUAGGAAAAAGUGCAAGUACAGGCCGUGCAAGUCCAGGAGAAAGAGACUGAGAGGUUUGGUGCAUAGGAUCCGACACAAAGAAAAUGACGGUCCAAAAGAGAAGAAGAAGUACAAGAAGGCAUUCGAGGGUCCUAGACAGCGACCCAGUGACGCUGAAACUAUACAACGUAUGCUAGCCAAUUUACCUGCGAAACGGUCCACUAGGAAAUUGAUAUCUCUCUAUGACGGAGUCUAUAGAGCGAGGAAAAAUAACCAGAUACAGCAGCAGAACUUGAACCAGAAGAAAGUUAAAUGUGGGAAGGUUAUUUAUAAAAGCAGUAGCAUCAAAGAAAAUACGGAAAAAACUAUUAAUACAGCACCUUCGGGUCUCAAGACGCAGAAACCUAAUCAAUCUUCCAACAGAAGAUCUCUGAGGAACAUGAGUAGGGUUUUAUCUAGCAGAAUUCUAGACACAAACGCAAACUUGAAUGUGAAACGGAAAUUGAAGGCGUUAAGUGAAAGAAGGAGCACCAGACAGUCGAAAAUUUCCAGUAAAAUUGUUCCUGAAGUCAAUCCAGAUCAAGCUGCAACUUUAGAAGAUACAGAACAGCUCGAAAAAGCUAAAGCUGGCGAAGGGAAAUUGGAAAAUCAGUUUGCCCUAACUCACAAGAGAACUUCGCCUAGAUCCACUCCUAAGAACGUGAAAAUGAUGAAUGUUAAGAAACUCCUGACGGGAAAUAUUAACAUGAAGUCGUUUUUUCCUGUCAAGAAGCAGAAAUCUAGGAAAGCUCUUAGAGAAACUCAGGCGGCUGAAAGUACCGACAAGAGUGUAGACCCGAAGACUAAAAUCAAAAGAAAGUCCAAUGAGCCUGAAGCUGUAGUUACUGCAAGGGAAGAAAAGCUAGAUAAGCAAGCAGAACCUAAAAAAACGAAGAGUAGCGCUAUCAAAAAAAUCAUGAAGUCUCUGAGUUUGAAAAAGAAACUCGUAAAGAGUUCUGCUUCAAACUCACCAGAACUUGAACUUGUUCAAAGUGAUACUCAGUCACCGACAAGUUUAACCAAUGUCUUGAGCCCUGUUGAGACAGACAAAAGUAACAACAAGCGUAAACUCAAACGUAGCUUCAGGAACGUCAUAAACAGAGUCAAAAGACUGAAAAUUGAUAGCGCCCCAGAAACUUUAGAAACCGACACGAAAGAAAUCGCUACUAAGAGUACUUUUUUAGGGGAAACGAACCUAGAACAUCCAAACCAAUCGGUAAAAAUCGUGAUACCAUCCAACUCAGAAGCAAAAGAAAACUUAGCUGACAUAUCAGAAUCUGCCCAUAUUGCAACUAACUUCAAUAAAACAAGCGGGGACUCACCUGUGCCAGAAAACAUCUUUAAACUAGGAUCCAGUGAUGAAAAAAGCCUCCAAGCCAAAGGCGACCUUGACUUUGACAGUCAGCAAGACACCGACAAGAUCAUCAAAAGUACCGUCACAACAGAAAUUAUAGAAGACAAGACUGAAACAGAAAUUACCCAAAAAACAACUCCCGCGAACGAAAAAAUCGAACCCUUGACCAUAGAAACUUCUGAAAAACCUAAGAUCAUGCCUCUGGUAUCUCCUAACAUCAAAGGAAAAAUCAAGAAACCCACCAGAGGGCUGAACGACUGUAUAGCGAUGCUCACAAGCAAGCUGCAGCAAAAAACCAUCGAACCAAUUGCUAAAGUCGGUGUGUUCAACUUGGUAUCUCCUACUAACGCGCCAAGAAUACUUUCCGACCCUUCGCCACAAAAGUCUGAUUGCAUUUUGAAAAUACCCAAUUUCAAGACCCAAACGGAACCUUCUAGUCUAGAGGAAACAGCCUUAGACUUGAGUGUAAAACCAAAAGAUCAAGGUCAAGAGGUACCGAUAGCGAAGCCAGAAAAAACUGUCAAAAAUCCGGAAGCAGUGUUCGCCGAGGCCAGCAAGCCAUAUUUUGAACCUUUCUCCUUCGGUAUUCCUAAAAUGCCUGAUCUGACCAAUUCUGUUGAGCGAAUCAUCAACAGUGUCAUAGAAAACAAUUUCCAGAAAGAAUCCAACCACAAGAUAUGGAAGUCUUGGAACACGGUCGAUGAAACUAUCCAGUAUGUGAUAGACGGUUACCACCACAAAAGCAGUCCAGUAUCCUCACUGAGUGUUACGAAAAACUCUGUAGAUGACAUCAUUGAUUUCGUAGCGACUUUUGGCAAUGAUAAGGAAGACAUCAAUAACAAGUUGGGCCUAAUUCUGAAACAACCAGGUGACAGAUCCAAACUCAAAAAUACGAAGAAACCAAGCCCAAGCAAGCAAAUGAAGAACAUCGAGCUCCUCAAAGGUAUACUGUCUGGGCCUACCCUUGAUAGUAUAUCAAUAAUUCCUGGAGAUAGUAUUUCUUCUUGCCUAGGUAUUGGAGAUACUAAAAAGAAAUACGAAGACCACAAUACCUCAGCUGAACCUGUCCUAGGUACUGUCAAAGCUGUUGCUCCCAAUAAUUUGGAUAUCACCAUCGAAAAUGUUGUCAGAGAUACAUCCUCCAUUGAGGAGCCUAAACAAACUCCCGUAGAUCCAAUUGUCAAAACCUCUGUUAAAAAACUCAGUCAAUUCAGGAGGAGUAAAGAUAAACAGAAAAGUAUCACGGAGCUUGCAGACAAACCCUUUGUGGAAACUCACUUAGACGAUGUUCUCGACACCAAGGAGGUAAAUUGCAAACCAGAAGUGUCCUCGGUCAACAUCAAAGCCAUAAGUGAAGAUAACGUCGAAAAGACUGAAGAGCUGACACUAACCAGUGAGGAUGAACCACUCGUUCUGGAGAAUAAAUUAGUGAACCCUAGUGACUCUGAGGAUGAUAUACCACUAGCAGCUUUGCUAAAACCAAUUGAGGACAGCAAAAAUGAAGCUACAUAUAUUUCAGUGGCUGUUGAAGACUCUUUGAGCAAAUUAAAACAAAUUACUUCAGAAAAUGUUUGCGAAGAGAUUGCAGGAACGUUAGUAAAGACUGGUUCAACAACUUUUGAGGAACAAACUGAAGAUGGACAGAAUAUCAUUCUUGAUAGCACAAACAUGGAAAACACUACCACUACUCUAGAGUCUCGACUAACAAGUAGUGCUUGCUCAGAAAUGGUAGAAAAUGAAGCAUCUGAGGAAAGUGCUGACACUUUCAUUAAACCUGUUGAAGUUGAAGAUUCGAACAUGAGUCAAGAUCCUGAGGAAAAACAAGCUCAUCAGGACCAAAGAGACUUUCCAGAUCAGGUGGUCAAUGAUUCAGAUGAAGCUAUGGAUUGCAAGGUCCCAGUGACAAAAACAAAAAAGUCACGAGCCAAAAAACGAAGUCUAUCGAAGAAGAAAAGUAUACUACUAGACAAAGUGACAAUUGAAACAGAAAACAGUUAUCCGCAACAAACUGCUGAUGGAACAGUCAGUGUCCAAGAGCCUCAGACAGAAAUUUCUCCAAUUCCUGAUGGAAUACCAUCAAUAGAAUUGACAAAAACUUCGGUGGAUGAAAUAAAAACACAUGAUCAAGUUGAGGAAUCGACUCCAAGUCUUCCGCUUCCACCUCAAACAGCUGAAAACGUAGCUACAGAAGCAAUCAAAGAUGAUGAUGUAUCAAACCAAGAAAUAACAACUGAUAGUUCGUUUGUAAAAAAUCUACCAUUUGCCAAUGAGGAAAUUCUUCCAGAUGUUUUGCCAACACUAAAACGAAAUACAAAUCAGAGGAAAAGGGCGAGAAAAACAAAAUUUUCGAGGAAGAAACCCAAAAGGAAGAACCAAGUUCCAGUUGGAGAUAUUUCCAAGCCAACGGAAUCUCUGGGGUUAGAGCUGUCCAAUGAAGCUCCUCCAUUUGAAACAGAAAAUCGAAUUGAACUUUCUGAGACAUCUAAAGAACCCUCAUCUUCAACACUACCAAAUGUCAGCAUACCUUUAGGCGAUGUAGAUGAAUCUAUAGACAAUCCGAGUUUGAAAACUUCAGUACUUGAAGGAGAUAUCAUCUGUAAUGCCAGUUCUACGUCUAAUUCGAUGGUUGAUAAAUCUUUAGUUACCAAAGUGAUCGAAACUAAAGAUGGUUUAGUUACUGAAACUGAGAUGAAUCAUCAAUGUAGUAUAUUUUCAUCGAUUGAAACCAAUGAACGUCUUCUGGAAAUACCAAAGUCUGAUGGCUCCUUGUUGAGUGAUGGAAGCAAAAUCGAAACUGAUGUUGUUUCAAAGCAAGAAAUAAAAACUGAUAGUUCGUUGGUCAAAAUUCUUCCAUUUGCAAAUGAACGAACUCUUCCCGAUGAUUUGCCAGUUCCGAAUAGAAAAAACAACCAGAGAAGAAGAGCGAAAAAACCGAAAUUCUCGAGCAAAAAAACCAAAAGGAAAAAUCUAGUUCCAAUUGUAGAUAUGCUUGAAGGUAUGUCCAAGCUUGUAGGCCUUGAGAUGUCAAAUGAAUCGUCUCCAUCUGAAACAGAAAAACAAACUGAGCUGUCUGAUACAUCUAAAGAAUCCUCAUCUUCAACUCUACCAAAUGUAAUAAUGCCAUUGAACAAUGAAGGCAAAUCUUUAGACGACACGAUUGAAGGUAUAUCGACAGAAACAACUGAAAAUAAUUUUGAAAUACCAAUGCCAGAUGACUCCAUAAGUGAUUAUAGCAAAAUGCAAGCUGAUGUUGCUUCACACCAAGUAAUGAGAACAGAUAGUCUAUUUGCACAAGAUCUACCAUUUGCAAAUGAAGAAGUUCUUCCAGAUGUCUUGUCAGUACCAAAAAGAAACAUCAAUCAGAAGAGAAGGGCGAAGAAAACAAAAUUUUCGGGAAAAAAAUCGAAGAGGAAGAAUCCAGCUCCUACCGUAGACAUUUUUGAAAAUACUACUAAGUCUACAGGUUCUCUGGGCUCAGAAAUAUCCAAUGAACCUCCUUCAUCUGAAACAGAAAACCAUAUUGAACCUUCCGAGACAUCAAAAGAAUCCUCAUCUUCAACUCUACCAAAGGUCAGCAUAUCAUUGAGUGAUGAAGAUAUAUCUGUAGAUAUUGCCAAUGAAAGUGAAUUGCCACUAGACAAAACAAGUUUGAACACUACUGAUUAUAUUGCUAAUAACAGUUUGACAUCUGACACAAUGGUUGAAAAUCAUUUAGUUUCCAAAGUGACGCCAGUUACUAAAACUAAGAUAAAACAAAAGAGCAAUCAUCAGUUGAGUAGAUUUUCAUCGAUUGGCAAUAUUGGUGAAGAUGCAACCUCCUCUGAAACCAAUGAAAAUCAUUUCAAAGUACCAAUAUCUGAUGACUCCAUGUUGAGUGAUGCAAACAAACCAAAGAACUCUAAAAAAAGAAACAUACGAUCGAAAAUUAAAAUCACUGAGAGUGAAAGAAAUGUUGGUGAACAUAUGACCGAAAUCAUUUCGAAUAUCAAGAAAUACUUAUCACCUGAAACUGAUGAGCAUAAUUUUAAAAUUCCAUUGUCUGAUGACUCGAUGCUGACUGAUACCAGCAAACCAAAGAACUCUAAAAAGAGGAGCAUACGAUCCAAAAUAAAAUUUAACAAACGAAGAUCAAGGUCAUUGAAGUUGGACAUUGGGAUGAGCUCCAGCGAUGAAUCUUCUUCUUCUCCCGUUAAGUUGAGGUCAAGAUCACUGAAGAAACAUUACAGGGAACCAUCUUCUGAUGACUCUCCUGUAAACGCACGAAGUGAAUUGGAACUAACAGAUUCCGAUACUCUCUUGAGUGAAAUAUCUACUAAAAGAUGCUUGAGAACUUCGAAAAAUGAUACAAGUAUAACCCCUCCAUUGAUUGAUGAAGGACCAUCCCUUAAUGUGAAUACAACUGCAAAUUUUAUCUCAGAAACUCUGAUUACAUUGAGAAAAGAAUUGGGUCUGCCAACUGAAGACUUGAGUAAAAAAAAUGCAGGAGAGUUGACCCUCAAAAGGUCUGCCAGGUUGUCUACAGCAAUACUGUCAUCACAAGACGAUUCUUCAACUGUCAUCGAGGCAAUUGUAGAUCCAAAAGACCCCGAAGCCGAGAGCUUAGAAGUACAAAAAACGAGUGUGGCCGAGAUGGUUUUCAAAACACCAACCAAAAAAAGGAAUUCUCGAAAGAUUCACCUCGCAGUCUGGACUGACGAAUCAGAUUUGAACGAGUCGAAUACUGAAGAUACUCCCAAUAAGAAACGUCCGUUGAGGAGUGCUUACAAUCAACUGACGUCAGAGAGUGAGACAGAAGACAGUUCACACUCUGAUGCUAGUUUGAGAACAAAAACAAGGAGAGGUUCAAGAUCAUUGGUGAACGAAUUCAAAGAGCCUAGUUUCAGUGAAUUACAGUCAAAGGUACACGAUGAAGAACUACCAAACUGUGAGAGUAAACUUGAGGUAGAAACUGAGGGUUUUAACUCCGAUCAGAAGACAAAAAUCAAGCAUGUGUCUAAUAAGAAAAGGGGUAAAACGAGACUUGUCACCUCCAUUGAAUCAACUGGUAACUCAGAGUCUUCAGAUUCCGAUUUCGUUGAUUUCCAAUCUAAAAGGCCUCUCAGAAAGUUGAGAUCAUUGAAUAAUGGUACUGUCAGUGUACUAGAUGUCUCAAAACCAGAUAGUAUAGAAGAAACAGUGAAUAAGUUAGCAGAUAGUGAUGAGAAUGAUUUUGAAGCUAAGAGGCCUAAGAGAUCUUCAAGGUUGCUAAACAACAAUGUAAAUAUCCCCGCUGGGAAAACCGAUGAACUACUUCCUGAUGCUCCCUCAGAACUAUCAACAGAUAAGAAAACGAAUGCUCCAAGAAAGAACGGCAAAAAUGAACAAUCCCUUGAACCGGAUACUCCUAGCCAAUCAGUGGACGAAAUCGAUGGAAUGAACGAUUCACUGCAAAGGCAAAAUUCUAGAUCGCUCCGGAAAAAAUCAGCUAUUAACUACUCAGAAAUUGAAGAAAAUACUUUUGUCAUACCUGAUGCUACUGAAGAAACAAUACAAACAAACGAUAAAAAUAGCCUGAUGACUAAGAAUCGCAACGACAAAACUAUCGGAAAUACUCUAAUGGUCGAUGUUGAACCGAUAAACACAAUUUCAGACUUGAUUUCUGAAAGAGUUGAAACAGAUGUACUGGAAGUUCAGAUAAUCCCACCUGUUGAUGCAACUCCUCAAGAUUCCGACUUGACCAACCCUGACGUGGAAACAGAUGAAUCCGCAUUGAUGAAACCAGCACCAACUGUUUCUAAAAAGUUCACUAAGAAGAAGAAGAAGAAGAAUGCUGGCAAGUCGAAAAUUCUAAAUCAGCUCCCACCGCUUGUUGAUUCCAAAAAUACUCAGGACAUAGCAGUUGUCACCUGUGAACCCAUUACAGAAGACAAUUCAAAAAGUGACACAGCUAUUGUUGCCCCUCUAUUUCCCUCAGAGACUGCUGAUACUGAACCACCGAUAAAAAUAAUCAUCAACAAACAGAAAGCCAGAAGGAAAUCGAAGAGCAUCAAGAAGAUUGACAGUAAAGGCCCUAAUGAUCUGUUCCAAGAUUUCGCUUUGGUGAUAAAAAAGAAGCGCACCACUCCUUUCAUGAGUUUUUCUCCACCAGACACAUUUUCCAAGGAAGACACAGAUGCUUAUUCCCUAUUUCCACCAAAACCGUUAGAAAUUCAGCAAGUACUGGAUAAAAAAGAUGACGAUCAUUUCAUCGAUAAAAAAGAUGAAGAUCAUGCUGAGCUAGAUGUAUCUGUGGAAGAAAUGGAUAUGGAAUUAGAUGAGAUACCAAUCAACGCCAGUAUUAUUGAAAAUACCUUGAAUCUAUCACUUCCUUUAGAUCACGAAACAGAUGAAUUGACCCUGUUUGAUUCACCUAAAGUAGAAGUGAACCCUGUCACCAAACCUCUCAUCACCAAAACAACAAGAAAUGGACGUAAAAACAAACAUUCUAAAAACAAAGGAAUCAUCGAUAAAGAAUCUGAAACAGAAAUGUCUGUUGAUUCAAAAGACAUUUCUUCACUUGUGAUGGAGGAAUAUAGCGAACUCCCAAUCUCAUCAGCAAUGUCAAAUAUUGAAGAGGUCGUGAAAAAAGAUAUGUCACCUGAAGAUCAACAAGUUGAAGAACCGAGGCCAGUAAAGAAAACAUCAAAAAAAUCUAAGGAAAAGCUAGUCGAGGGAAGUACUAACCUUGGUAUACCGUCACUGUCACAUAUUGGAAAGAUUUUAGAUCAGGAUCAUCCAGAAGAGGAAAAAUUGAAUACAAUAGUAAAAAGUCCUAUCGGAUUUGGAAGACAGAAAACAGUAAAUAGGAGAUCUAAGGGAAAGUUUGUGGAAAAAUAUGCUGAAUUUGAUGAUCUAGCAUUGCCACCUAUAAAAGAUACUCCACAGCAGGACCUGUUUGUUGAAGAAGACUUGAAUAAGUCUGUUGAAAGUUCAAAACCGAUAAAGACAAAGAAAGCCAAGGGAAAGUCUGUUGAAAAAUUUGCUGAAUUUGGCAACCCAGCAUUACCUCUUGUGGAAAAUCCUUUAGAGAAUGAUCUGUCAGUUGAAGAAGGAAAUGAAAUGUCCAAACCCAUAAAGAAGACAUCAAAGAAAGGCAAGGGAAAGUCACUGGAAGUAUUUCCUCAAUUUGACAUUCCAGCACUGCCACCAAUGGGAGAUUCUAGUGACAAAGCCCUAUUAGUUGAAGAACAUUUCAAUAUUGCAGCUGAAAAUCCAAUAGUUGAAAGGCCUGAAACAAGACAGAGACCAUCAAGAAAAGCCAAAUCUAUGGUAGAAUAUUCUGAAUUUGGCAUCGUAGCUCUGCCACCAAUUGUAAAUACCCUAGAGAAGGCCCUGCUAGUUGAAAAGGACUUAGAUGCAAUAGUGAAAAAUCCCAUCAGUGUUGAAAAAAGGAAAUCGGUUAAGAGGAAUUCAAAUAAUAAAGGCCAAGGAAAAUAUAUAGAAGAUUUCGCUGAAAUUGACAUUCCAGAACUGCCAUCUUUGGGAAAUACCUCAGAAAAGGACCUAUUAGUUGAGAACUUGGAUGCUACACUGAAAAAUUCAAUAGGACUUGAAAAAACUAAAACAGUCAAGAGGACAUCAAAUAAAGUCAAGGGGCUUCAUAUAGAAGAGUAUGCUGAAUUUGACUUCCUACCACUGCCACCUAUGGUGAAUACCCUAGAGAAGAACCUGUUACUUGAAGAAGACUUAGGUGCAACAGUGAAAUACCCAAUUGGUGUUGAAAAACGAAACCCGAUUGAGAGGACAUCAAAUAAAGCCCAAGGAAAAUCUGUGAAAGAAUUCGCACAAUUUGAUAUUCCAGGACUGCCAUCUUUGGAAAAAACUUUAGAGAAAGACGUGUUAGUUGAAAACUUGGAUGCAACUUCAAAAAAUCCAAUUGGAGUUGAAAAACCAAAACUGAUGAAGAGGACAUCAAAGAAAGCCUUGGGAAAGCAUAUGGAAGAGUGUACUGAAUUUGAUAUUCCAGUUAUUGCACCAAUGGAAGAUGCUCUUGAUAAAGACCAAUUUGUUGAAGACCAUUCAGACAUUGUAGCCAAGAGUGCAAUAGUUGAAAAGCCUAAAUCAGUACAAAGAGCAUCAAGAAAAACCAAGGAGAAGUCUGUGAAAGAAUAUGCCAUGGGAGAUAUAAUUGCCAAAGACCUAUUACUUGAAGAAAAUUCAGAUAUUCCAAUAGUUGAAAAGCCUAAAACAAUACAGAGAACAUCAAUAGAAGUGAAAGCAAAGUCUUCAGAAGAAUAUGCUGACUUUGACAUCCUAGCAUUGCCACCUACUGGAAAAACUGAUGAACAGAACAUAUUAGUUGAAGAACAGUUGGAUACAAUAGCUGAAAAACCGAAGCCAGUGAAGAAGGCAGUAAAAAAAGUGAAGAAAAAGUCUAAGAAUAGAAAAUCUUCCAAUCAUUUACUUACUAGUGAUGAUAUGACUACUGAAGAUAGAGAAAAAUCACCAACCAAACCUCUUACAGAAAUGAGUUCAGAAGACAACUGCUUGGAUGUAUUGAAUCAUAAAAGUUUCAUCAAACCACAAAUCUCUGCAGAGAUGCUACUAUCUAAACUAGGAGAUACACGCCCAUUAGAUGACACUGAUGGCAUGUCACUCCUGAAUGAUCAAAAAUUCAAUAACCCACCACCCUUGGAUGGUGCAGAAAACCUUCAGGAAUUGCCUCUCAAAGACAAAGACAUUGAUCUUAUAUACGCAUUUUCUGAAACGGAAGAUCUCGAAAUCAACACGCCAAUAGAACUACCAAAACGGCUACCCAGAUUUCUUCUGAAGACCACACCCACAGCUAAUGAUUCUGACCAGAAAGAUGAACAGCAAAAGGCAAAGAAGAAACCAAAACAGAAGAAGAUAUCAACCCUAGAAAACGAAGAAGAAGACAUAGAAACUAUCGUCAAGGAAAUCAAAGAGAAUGGUAUAGAUCUCGAAGAAAAUGGACGAAGGAAGCCCAUGAGAUCUGCUAAAGUAAAGGCUCUAGAAUACAUACACGAUGACGCCUUAGCAGAACUUUCUGAGAGUGAAAGAAAUAGAGUACUGAAGUCAUCCAAAGCUAUACAGAACGAAAACGAAGCUGACAUUGAAACCUCCCACAAGAAAAAUAAAAAGCAGAAGAAGAACGAAACGGCGCCAGAGUUGAUUGAGACGGCCAGCUUCUCUUAUGAAGCACUAGCUGAAGAUGAAGCACCUUUGUUGGCAGAACUAGUAGCAGAGUUACAUGGGCUAGAAGAGCUAGAGAAUAGCAUAGAAAGAGAACUCAAUGCGGAUAUGAACGAGAGAAACAAACUUAUGGAUACGACAGAUUCCCCAGACCAAACAGUUGAGGAACCAACUUUGGAAGAAUCUCUUCCCAAUACUGGUGGAGAGACCAUAUCCGAAGAAAAUCAAGAGCUUAGGAGGAGUAGGAGAGGGUCCAGAAAAGUUGCUUCCUACAACGAAAACGACCUCAUAGAUCCAAUCAUAGACGCGCUGGAAAACAAGAGAAUUGCCAAGAAAAAAGAUACCAAGGCAGUGGAGAACAAAAAUCAGAAGAAGACCAAAGAUCCAGAGAAGAAGCUAAACAGCGAUCAGUUGUUUGACCUGCUCAAAGCGUCAACAACUGAAAGCGUCUAUGUUCCCAAGCAACAAAAUUCUUUUCUGGAUAAUUUGGGAGAUAUUUCUAGAUAUAUCAACGAUGAUAACUUUGAUACGGUGUUUGGAGACCUCCGAGAAAAGAACAAGGACUCAGACAAGAUCUACGACUUCAACGAUAGUUCAUUAACAACUGAACAGGUGGCCAUGAAUAAAUCGUUAAUUCUAUCUAAGCAGUCUGACGACAGCUCGCUUUCUAGUUCUUCAUACAAAUUGCUGACUCCUGAUAUCCAAGACUCUAGUACUUCCGAAGAGAGCAAAUCCAAACUGGAUACAGUCGUUGACUCGAACUAUUGCGAAAUAUGCAGUAAGUCUUUCAUCAGAGUCGAGAACCUGGUGAAGCAUAGAAGAACCUUGACGCAUAUCCAGAAGCUGUCCGAAAUAGAAGCUAAGGAAGCUGAAUUGAAGCUGCAACAAGACCAAAUCGCUCAAGAGAUUCCCAACACCUUCACAAACAAGCAUUCCCUCAAACUAGCUGACAUUAUAAGCGAUGUAUUGAACAAGCCUGUACUCGUUGAAGAAGCUUCCAAAUUCCCUGACAUCGUUCUGCAGAAUACAAGCAAGCCUGAGGUAAAACGCUACAAGAGCUUGGGCGAACGAAAAAGCUUCGAGUCUGACAACAACCUUCUCCAGGAGUCCAAAACCACGAUUCUAGAAAAACAGAUCAGCCUACUGGAGGACAUAAUCGAGAACAAAGCAAACAACAGCUACAUCGAUGACAUAUCCUCGUCCUCAGACGAUUCCUUACUGAGCUCGAAACAAGACAUCACAUCGAAGAACAAAAGCACCAAGACGAUCGACGAUGACAGCUUCUUGAAGCCCACGCAGUACGAGGAGAUAUCGGAGGACAGCGCCAAUCAGAGGCACUACGAGGAUCAAAAGCUGAGGAAGACUUUGAACAGGGACGAAGAGCUGUUCUUGGAGUGCUGCAGCUUGCUCAAGAGCGGCUCCGAGGUGUCCAGCAGCUACUCGAGCAAAAAGAUGGCCAACAAGGAUGUGGGACCUGUGAAUGUGCGACAGCCGGAUUGGAUGGAGAAGAAGAAUCUGGUGCAGCCGCCUGAGUUGGAUCUGGAUGACGAUUAUUCUGAUGAUAACUCGAGGAUUCCGACGCCAUUGGGGGAUAGUUUCGAUGAUGACGCUUCCAAUUCCAACACGAUUUCUUCCGAUUGGGGGGUGAACGGAAGGGAGACUUGUGCUAAGGAGGAUGGCAGCGCGAGGCUGAAUUUUCAAGGCAUUUCUGCAGAGAAGAGGGAUAGCAGCGAUCUAAAGUUCCAAGAUUUGUUGAAGACAAACAGAUCACCGUUCACCCAAGAUCUUCCAACAAAAUCGCCAACAGUCGAACCCAGCAAGACUGAAGAAAUCGACACGAAAAAAAUCAUCACCAAAGGCGCUCGCAAAGUCUUUGAAGGCCUGAAAGUAUCCAUUCCCACAGAGGAGCUGAACCUCGAAGAGGUCCUCAACUGCAGUCCCAAACCCAAAAAAUUAGAGGUGCAGACAAUCUCCGAUACAUCACCAUCUGCCACCACCAAACCAGCCAAAAACGCUAGAAAAUCCAAACCGGUGAAAAAAAGUCAAGUUGGCAGCAAUAUCCUGUUCAAGGUCAACAAGAAAAAGUUGCUCUCUCCCACUGCUCUUCCCCAACCCACUCCGGAAAACCAAGACAAAGACACCAAAAGCUAUGACGUGUACGACUUUGAGGAAACCCAAGACAACACUGAAGUCUUCGCAAAGUCUGACUUCAAAGCGUUUCGACACACAAAAACUGGAGAAUUGGAACUGGAACCAGAACCGAUAUCCUCCAGCGUGAAAAAGUCCAAGGACCAAGAAAACAUAACCAAGAAAAAGUGCAUGAUCAUGGGAAGAAUUUUCAAGAACGCCGCCAAAUCCAAAAUAGAAGACAUCGAUGACGAGAUAAGAACAAUUCCCACCAUAGACAAUGGAGAACUAGUGGAAAAGUAUGUUGCUAGCUGCAAUGAGGCAGCUGAAACCGAUAAGAAACAAAAGCUGUCAGAAAAUGAAAUGAACCAACUGUUUGCCCAACUCUUAGACACGAAACCCGAGCGAGACAACCCCAAACAACCGAAACCCAAACCGGAAACCAAGAAACCACCGGAACAGAAGAAGAAACCAAAGCCGAAGGGCAAAAAGCGAGCCAGAACCAACUCCGAAUCGACAGACGACGAGUUCAGCCUGAACACGAACAAGCGGCGUUCUGGCAAGAAAAACGGCAAAGAAGAAGACAACUGCAUCAACUUAGAGCAAGAGCUCAAAGAGUGCAUAGGCGUGGCGAGCAGAAAGAGCCAAAGAAGUUGCACCAGCGGCAAACAGAACAUCCUGAUGGAGUACUGGAGCUCGGACGAUUCUCAGUUCGAAGCCAUGUUGGAGAAGCAAAUUAUCGAAGUCAAACCCAAAAAGCAGCAAAUCAUCGAUGUGAAAUCGAAGAAACCACCUGUGGAAUCCAAGAAACCACCUGUGGAGGAGCCGGUGUCGGUUGCCAUGGCAACAGACCCUGUUCCCCCUAUGGAUCCCGCCGAUCGCAAGAAGAAGCGGUCGGAGAAGAAGAAGACGCUGCCGGCGGACGACAGCCUCGCCGGGGAGUCGAAUAAAGAGUCAAACAGACGCAAGAGGGCUGCCGCCAAUCCGUUGUACCAUUGGUCGAGCUCGUCGGAGGACGAGACCUCCGACCUCAUCGAGGUGAGGCCUGCGAGAGAGGAGGCCGAGGAGGACGAAGAACGGCCGGUACAGCACGGCUGGAUCGUGGGGGAAUCCCCGAAAAAGCUGGUGAUGAUGCUGGCGCAGGCCAAAGGAAAGAAAACUGACAUCGACGGGGUCAAGGAGCAGGGGAAGAGGAGGACUGGGGCUGUUAGUUGACGAUGAACGUUCUAAUUUGAGGUUUUAAUGCAACAGCUCUAUCAUUGGUUGGUAUGUCUUCCAGUACUUCCAAAUUCUCAGUCAAAGUCUCACAUACUAUCGGCAAAUUUACAUUAACUUAAGUUUCAUUCGCUGUUAUUCUAUCGAUACUAUCUUUUUACACUAUCGAUAGUUCAGUCGAUGUUUAUUCAACACUAUGAUUUUAGUGUGCUGUGUAAAUUUAUGUUCCCAUGAGAUGGACUCGGGAAUAAUGAACUUUGAUGAUUGUGCUAGAGGUGAAUUUGUGGAUUUGUUGAAUGUGUACAUAUUUUCUUAGGUGUUUAAGCAUAAAUUGAAAUUAUAUUUAGGGGCAGCUUGUAUUAUAAUAUGUCUGAAUGUCCAAGUUAGGUUAUAGUUUGAUGAGGCACUAGAAAAGCGCAAUUUUGAUUUGAAGAAGGUCAAUUUUCUAGUUUGAGUCGGUUUUUUUGUUAUUUUUUUUAUACAAUCAAUCUAUUUUUUGUUAUCUUAUCAGAUAGUUUCGAAAUAGCUGUCGAUAUUGCCAAUUUUUUUAUAAAAAAUUUCGUGAGCAAAGUUGUAUAAAUAAAUUCUGUUAUUCUUUAUUGAAAUUCGUAUUAAUUUUAUUUUAGACAUGUUUAUUAAUUGUGGUAUCAUUUGUGUUCAUAGUGUGUUCCAAAAAGUACACAUCCCUAUAUAAAUUUAAUAGUUCUGUGAUCACAAUAUAUGUUUAACUUUGAUUUGAAAUAAUCGUUUUUUAUUUUUCUCGCUAGUGACAAAAAAGCAAGGCAAGUGAGGAGUUACAACCCUGUAUAUCGAAAAAAUACAAGAUUUCGGGGUACUUAUUGGUAUACACUGUAUAUUUGUUUAUUUGUUAUAUAGUAAUUUUCCAGGAAGCAAUUAUUUUUCAAUGUUUUUUUGCUGUUUACACUGCCAGGAUGUGCCUUGGGCCAAUGUGAAUGGGUCGUGAUACUUUUUUCUUGUACAUAAUGUUGCAUAUAGGAUGUGUAAUAUAUAACUAAGCCAUAUACUUAUGGGAAUAAAUUUAAUCGGUAUUUGUGUUUGUCCAACAUGUAUCAGAAAAUCUUUUUAAUAAAUGAUUCCCCCUGUAGAUGCACAAUUUUCUUUCUUUUGUUUUGAU
Messenger RNA from Phaedon cochleariae (mustard beetle), 17445 nucleotides. NCBI's taxonomy places the organism in Eukaryota, Metazoa, Arthropoda, Insecta, Coleoptera, Chrysomelidae. The record is from the annotation of a GenBank genome assembly.